Messenger RNA from Carcharodon carcharias (great white shark), 1731 nucleotides. Its product is annotated as bile salt-activated lipase-like. NCBI's taxonomy places the organism in Eukaryota, Metazoa, Chordata, Chondrichthyes, Lamniformes, Lamnidae. Gene Ontology annotation, biological process: synaptic vesicle endocytosis; presynaptic membrane assembly; neuron cell-cell adhesion. The transcript has 12 exons. The record is from RefSeq and is a predicted model, not a curated record. Gene Ontology annotation, molecular function: sterol ester esterase activity; triacylglycerol lipase activity; neurexin family protein binding. Gene Ontology annotation, cellular component: cell surface; synapse; postsynaptic specialization membrane.
AUGGAGACAGUUUUGUGGGUGAUACUACUGAUUGUCUUAGGAUCACAGGCACAAGCAGGCUCUCUGCAUACAUCGGGAAAUGAAAUUGUGAAGGAAAAUAGCUCUGAGUUUAAAAACACUGAUAUUCGAGAAAUUUAUGAUAGUGUUGAAGGCACUGACAGUCAUAAAGGAGUAAAUGCACAAAAUCAUCAGGAAAAAUCAAAAGGGGUAAUAGUACAGACUGAAUAUGGACCUGUGAAGGGAUAUGUUGAUUUAAUUGCUACCAAGACAGUUAAUAUUUUCAAAGGGAUUCCCUUUGCUGCACCGCCACAGCGAUUUCAGAAACCGAAACCACACAAAAAAUGGACCGGUAUCUUGGAAACUACAAAAUAUAGAGAAGCAUGCUUACAAAUAGACCUCGGAGAUGUAAUUGGGAAUGAAGACUGCCUCUAUCUAAACAUUUGGUCCCCACUAAGGAGUAAGUUAAUGUAUACUUAAAAUAAACUAUUACCAGUGAUGGUUUGGAUCUACGGAGGUGCUUUCAUUCGUGGAUCAUCUUCAUUUUCAAUCUACGAUGGAUCUCAAAUCGCUGCCCAAGGCAAAGUUGUUGUUGUGUCAUUUAACUACCGCCUGGGACCUCUGGGUUUCUUAAGUACAGGAGAUGCAAAUGCACCAGGUAAUUAUGGGCUCUGGGAUCAGCAUGAAGCCAUAGUUUGGGUAAAAAGAAACAUCAAAGCAUUUGGUGGAGACCCAAAUUAUAUCACUCUCUUUGGACAGUCGGCAGGUGCUGCAAGUGUCAAUUUGCAGAUACUGAGCCCAUACAACAAAGGUUUAAUAAAGAGAGCCAUUUCUGAGAGUGGAGUAGCGAAUAGUCCAUUUGCUUUAGUAAAUGACUCUCUGAAUUGGGCCCAAAAGAUUGCAAAGAAGGUGGACUGUUCAUACAGUGACAUUAAAUGCAUGAUAAACUGUUUAAAAACAGUUGAUGGAAAAAAUCUGACCAUGGCCAUGCCUUUCAAGAACCCACUGCGACCUACCAUACAGGCAAUAAUCUGGGCUCCUGUGAUUGAUGGUGACUUUCUUCCUGAUGAUCUUGAGAAUCUAUUCUCAAAUGCUGCUGAUGUGGACUACAUUGCUGGUGUUAAUAAUUGGGAUGGUUUUAUUUUUGCCAUGGCUGAUGUUGACACGUUGAUCUCUCCUACAAGGGAGGACUUUUACAACUUGAUUGUGAGUGUAUUCCCCGAUAAAGAUAUGAAAGCUAUAAAUAGCACAUACGAGAUAUACAGCCAGGCCAAUGGAAAUUUAAUAAAAGAUUCAGAAAUAAAACAAGCAAUUAUUGAUUUCGAAACAGAUUUCAUCUUCUUGGUUUCUACACAAGUAACUCUCAAUUUACACCAAAAAAAUGCCAGGAAUGCAAAUACAUAUAGCUAUGUUUUCUCCUAUGCAAAAUUUGUAAAAGGAGCUGUACACAGUGAGGAGUUGUUCUAUGUCUUUGGAAUACCAUUAUUUUUCCCAUGGAUACAGCUUCCGAAUAUUCGUAAACUCUCCAAGUACAUGAUUGGAUAUUGGACUAACUUUGCUCAUACUGGAAAUCCUAAUAAAGGAGGCUAUGUAGUUCCAUAUCUCUGGCAACCUUACAAUAUUAAAGAUGCAUACUAUUUGGAGAUCAACGGACCUCUCAAUAAAACAUCUGUUAAGCAACAUCUGCGUGAAGAUUUCGUGUCAUUCUGGGUGGACAUGUUCCCAAACUUGUAA